UACUUUUGUUUCCCUUAUAGGUACCGCUGAAGUACCUGCUUUCCACCACUUUCCUCGUUUAACCUUCCCUUGGGGUCAGCUGGUCAUCAGCAUGCCUUCUACCGACAACACCUCAAAACUUUUGCUGGUCCUCGUUUCAUUGCUGCUGGCACUGCCAGUAGUUGAAGCUCUGGACACAGGAGAUGUCAUUGCCUUCCUAUUAGGCCUUGCUGUUAGUGUCAUCGGAUUCUGUGCCUGCCUUGGGUUGUACGCAAGGAAAAGGAAUGGGCAGCAAUGACUCCAAGAAGAUGCUCAGAUUAAGUGAAUUUUCAAUGUGGUUUGGGGUUGAGAUGUGGGGUGUAAAACUGAGCUUCCUUUCUGGAUAAUGUCCAAAAAACAUGUAGUAGUUAUUUUUACAAACCCCUCUCGCUGUGCAGUACAACAGAUUCAAUAACUGUACCCAGUAAAAGGGAUUUGUACGAUCUGUCCUUGUGACAAUAAGAUGAUUUUUAUACUGCUUGCAAUUAAAUACUGCCUUAGAGAAAGGGUAAAAACUUUUCUGGAUGGGGAAGGAAAACCACAGAGUGGUUCAUACUAAAUAUCUAUAAAUGCAACGUGUGAGGGAGACUGUCAAAAAUUUCCACAUGUUGGUUUCAAGGAUUGAUCAGGAGGAAGCAACUAUUAAUCUGCCAGUCAUGAUAACAGAGAUUUGGAAGUACUCCUAACUAACUAGUAAGCAGACUGGUUUUUUUCUUGUCUGCACAUACUCAUAUUCUUUAUAGUGACAGAUAACACCUAACUGCUCAUCUUUGCUGUCAUGGGGAUGAGACUUUAGAGAACUAAGAAAAUAUGGAAAUGUUUUUUUCCUUACCUAUUUUAUUUUCCUGUAGCCUGUGUUGUUGUUACUAAGUAGACAUGCUUAAGAAUGGGACCCCUAUUUUUGUUUAAUGUGUAUUUCACAGAAAAGUACAUGUAAGGUUACAUAAAUCAGAUUAGGGAUAUGUUUUUUGUCUUUUUUU
This is a messenger RNA of Dryobates pubescens (Downy woodpecker), 998 nucleotides long. RefSeq names its product small integral membrane protein 30 (gene SMIM30). Lineage: Eukaryota; Metazoa; Chordata; Aves; Piciformes; Picidae. Bases 92 to 277 code for a protein of 61 amino acids. The transcript has a single exon. The record is from RefSeq and is a predicted model, not a curated record.